AUGUCGGCCGCUAACGUACCCGAGGCACUCAAGACCAUCACCCCCUUCCUCCAACGAGCAGCCCAGCUCCAGGAACGAGAACCCGUCGUCUCCUAUUACUCAAACUACUAUGCGGCAAAGCUAGCGAUUCAAAAGGCGUCCAAGGACAACAGCUGCAGACCAUUCAUCGUUGAACUCUUGGACGUGCUGGAAAAGCAAAGGAAGGAUAUGGGAGAGAAUGAGGCGAUUACCAGCGAACUCGUAGGAUAUGCCCAUGUUGAGAACUUUGCCAUCAAGAUCUUUGGUAAAGCCGACGACGAGGAUCGUGCCGGACAGGGUUCCCAAAAGACUGCCAAGAACUUUGUAGCCGCAGCGAAUUUCUUAGAGUUGCUCAAGGUGUUCGGCGACAUUGACUCAGAGGUCGAGGAAAAGAUCAAGUACGCCAAAUGGAGAGCCGCAGAUAUCGUCAAGGCCAUCCGUGACGGACGUCAGCCUGCACCCCCACCUGGCGCCAAUAUUAACAAUAACAACAACGACCAACCCAAUCAGGAUUUCAUUGACACUUCUUCGUUGUCUGGAUUCGAUACUUCUGCUUCAGGUGCAGCAGCGACGAAUGCGUUUUCGCCACCUUCUGCUGCUGCCACGUUCUCCCCUCCCGUGCAACCACCACAACAGCCUGCUGGAGGACCCGCUUUUCCCACGAUCUCCAAUUUCCCCUCGCCUCCUUUGGGACACUCCGCCAGCACCUUGAACAACAAUGAUAACACCAACAACUAUAACAACAACACUGGGUUCAAUGGCUCAAUUGGAGGAGACAGUAUCAACAAUAACAACAGCUGGAAUCAGUCAGGCGUGAGUCCAAACUUGAACCAAGGGCAGGUUCCCUACAACAACAACCCUGCAGGAUCACCUCCAGUCCAUCAUCAACAACAGCCUCAACAACCACAACAACCCCAGUUCCCCCCUUCCAACUACAACAAUAUCCAGCCUACGUUGCCAGUGUCGCCUAUUCCUCCCGCCACACAGUACUCGCCCUACCAGCCUCCGGCACCGGCACCAGCACCGGCACCUGUCUCUAACCCAUACACUCCUCAACCUCAGCAACCCUUCGGAGGAGGUUACAACUCGCCCUCUGCACCCUACCAACAACCAUCAGUACAUUCUCCAUAUGUUCCUGCGGCGCCAGCAAUGGUCCUCGACCCUGCGGUCAGCACCCAGAUCCAGAAGCACUGCAAGUGGACUGUCUCUGCAUUGACCUACGACGAUAUCCCGACCGCCAUCGACAAUCUCGAAAAGGCCCUUGCCCUCCUCCGCUGUAUUUUUUUGUUUUCGACGAUCCGACAGUUGUCAUAA
Linnemannia hyalina is the source of this 1332-nucleotide messenger RNA. The record is from the annotation of a GenBank genome assembly. NCBI's taxonomy places the organism in Eukaryota, Fungi, Mortierellomycota, Mortierellomycetes, Mortierellales, Mortierellaceae.